AUGACCAAGUGGCUGAACAAGAGCUGGCCGGCAAACCAGGUUGCAGAGGACAUGAAGGAGACUGCGAUCCAGAGGGCUCAGUGGACCAGACAGAAUGGGGCCAAGACAGUCGAGAUAGUCCGAGAGUAUGAGCGUUUGCUGGAUACUCCAUGCAUGGUAAAUUGUUUUACAAAAACAUUAGGCUUGAAUUUCAUUCUGUUUGCUGUGAUUAACUAGCCUGGCUGAUGCGACCCACGUGACUCAGUGCAGGGAGAGCUGUGACCACACUGGUCUGGAAAGGAGGCUGUCGGUGUUUGAGUGAGAAAGACACAGAGGAGAGCCUACCAGUUAAAGCACAGCCCCUUUCAUUAUCGACGCAUUGUGCCGACAACAUCAAAGAGCCAUUACAGACUCUGAAGUCAGGACUUCAAGAGUUAGGCAUUAGCCAGACUAGUGAUUAACUGCAAUGGAAAAGUAAUUGUUUCUGGCUACAGCAUAACACAAUUUGAAGUCAUGUUGGGCAGAGUCUCACAAGCAUUAGAAACAGCAUUGGGUGUGGAUCCGAUGGGAAUGUGGAUCUGAGCAACUGUGAUGUCAUAAAUGUUUGUGUAAAUGUUAAGUUGUCUAUUGUUUUUGUCAAUGCAUGUUUUUAUUUGUAAAAAAAUAAAAAUACAACCCAAAUAAAAUAUUACAAGAAAAGUAAUUGUCUGCUUUACUACAGAUUGCUCAGGACUUUUAUAUUUUAAACCAAGACAUUAUGUAGGUUUCCAUCCAAUUUGCGACAGAUUUUCAUGCGAAUAUUCUAAAAUCUGCAUAAAACAAUAUGCAUAUUUUCCCACCAGAGAUAUUUCCGGCAAAAUGACUUUUUGCGGCUAAAAGGCUGUGCGUGAUGACGUCGUGUACAUAAAAAUUACUUUUGGGGUUAAAUUCCAAUGUACCGAAUAAAAUAAAAUGCUAGUUAAAUGGGUUUCCAUCGCAUUUUCAACUCUACUGAUGGUUUUGUCACAAACUGUUGCGUUAUAUAGCGAAUGUGCCCACACUGGUCUUGGCACAUGCACUCUAGCCAACAGCUUGCACAUACAGAAGGGUAGGCCAUCUACAUUUUGAGAUUAUUAUGGAUAAGAGCAAUAUUAUUUGUAUUUGUCAAACGACAGCCAAGCAUUGAUCAUCAUGUCACCAGAAUAAGACCCCAAACUCAUCACCUUGCACAUUCACCAUCCUGUGAAGUUCAUCAUAAUUUAUUUAAUCUGUAGCCUAAUAAACUGCAUGCUUUCCCGAGUCGUAGUAGGAGGACCACACGACAUACCAUUGUGUGAGUCCAAGUUUACUUCAAUAUGAUGGUUAUUAUAUCAAUAUUUGCACAUAAAGGAGUUUCCACUGCCAUUUCUCGCAUAAGUAAUUUUAACGACACAAAAAGAUCCCACCAUGUCGAACAAACAAAUUGUCUGUAGGCAUUUAUAAACUUGUACCGGCAUUUCAUGUUUCCAUCAGCCCGGUCGUGACUUUUUUCAUGCGUCGGGUAAUUCAUGGGAAACGUGGUUAGUGUUGUAUAAAUGAACCUAUGAGCCCCAGCCCCAAAUGAAUGGAAGAUCAAAUCAAUCAAAUGUUAUUUAAAAAGCCCUUUUUAUAUCAUCAGAUGUCACAAAGUGCUAUACAGAAACCCAGCCUAAAACCCCAAACAGCAAGCAAUGCAGAUGUAGAAGCACGGUGGCUAGGAAAAACUCCCUGGAAAGGCAGAAACCUAAAGAGGAACCAGGCUCUGUGGGGUGGCCAGUCCCCUUCUGGCUGUGCCGGGUGGAGAUUAUAACAGUACAUGGCCAUUAAGGCCAGAUUUUUCUCCAAGAUGUUCAAACUGUCAUGAACCCUGCAUCCUGAGUCGGUUCCUGCCUGUGUUGCCAUUUUUCUGCUCGGAAUCUCCAGUUUCCUGAGGGUUCGUGAACGCUCCCGGCCUGGUUGCCGGGCGACGUUGCUAGGCGGGAGAUCUCCCGAUUAACCGCACCUGCAUCUCAUCAGCGGUCUGCACACCUGGUCCUGAUCAUCACCCUUCUUAAGCCCUGACCUGACAUCCAUUCCCUGCCGGAUCGUUAGCCAUGAACAGUAUGUUUGUCAGUGUAUCAGCCUUGGAGUUCUAGCGUUAGUUUUGUUGUUUUGCACCUUGAUGGCUUGCCGUGUACUUACCUCCGUUUUGUUUCUAUCUGCAGUCAAUCUCCCGGAACCUUCACCCAACCCCUGCCUGGUUGUCGGCGGCUGCCGAGCCAUUCUUGGAUCUACCACUGCACCUCCACCAACUCAUCUCCGCCGUCCGCUCUGUCCCCUGGAUUAUUCUACAUCGUUUUUGGAAUCUGUUAAAUAAAUACUCACCUUCGUUUCAACUCACCUUGUCCUGGUCUGCUUCUGGGUUCUGGCUUAGUAAACCGUGACAGAACGAUCCGGCCAGAAAUGAACCCAGCGGACCUGGACUCUGUUCGCCAUGCCAUUACCCAUCAGGAGAAGAUGUUGGGACAACAUAGCACGGCGCUACAGGAGAUAGCUUUGUCCGUUCGGAACUUUUCUACCAGUCUGACGAAGAUCCAGGCUCAGCUCAGUUUGCCGGUGGAGAAUCCACGACCGGUUUCACCCAUCUCGCCUGCCGCUUCUGGAGCUGUGCCCUUCCGUGAGCCCAAGGUUCCGACGCCGGAUAAAUAUGAGGGGGAGUUGGGAAGAUGCCGUUCUUUCCUUAUGCAGUGUGGAUUAGUGUUCGAUCUACAGCCCCACUCUUAUGCCACAGACAAGGCUAGGAUAGCCUUUGUCAUUGAGUUGCUGCGUGGUCAAGCUCUGGAGUGGGCUUCAGCCGUUUGGGAACAACAGGACACCUGCAUGGCCUCAUACCAGGAGUUCACGGCCGAGAUGAGGAAGCUAUUUGACCAUCCCGUCCGAGGUAUGGACGCAGCUAGGCGCCUGUUUUCGCUUCGCCAAGGAACUCGCAGCGUUGCCGACUUCGUGAUCGAGUUCAGGACUUUGGCUGUGGAGAGUGGGUGGAAUGAGGAGUCUCUGCAAGCGGCCUUUUACCAGGGGCUGUCGGAGCAGCUCAAGGAUGAGUUGAUCUCCUAUCCGGAGCCUAGUGACCUGGACAGCUUGGUAGCCUUGUCUAUUCGGGUGGAUAACCGAGUUCGAGAGAGAAGGAGGGAGAAGCAAUGGGGCCCGUCCACUUGUUCCCGGCGGUAGUCAAACUGCUCGGCUCGCUAAAGUUGGGAGGACUUUUAGCGAGCCAGUUUCAACCACUCAGUACCUCUGUCAGACCCCGUUUCCCGGCUACCCUCAUGAACAGGAAUCAGAGUCUAGCGAUUAACGCUUUCGUCGAUUCAGGUGCCGAUGGAAGCUUUAUUGAUGCCGAAGUGGUGGAUACAGGGUGCUACUGUGUUCACCAAGCUAGACCUACGCAAUGCGUAUCACCUGGUCCGGAUCAGAGAGGGGGACAAGUGGUUGACGGGUUUCAAUACACCGAUGGGUCACUUCGAGUAUCAGGUGAUGCCGUUUGGACUGACCAAUGCUCCAGCAGUGUUCCAGAGUAUGGUGAAUGACGUCCUGAGAGAUAUGAUCGGUCUCUUUGUGUUUGUUUACCUGGAUGACAUUCUUAUCUUUUUGAAGGAACCUUCCAGCCACGUCCAGCAUGUCAGGCAGGUUCUGCAGCGAUUGUUGGAGAAUCGCCUGUUCGUGAAGGCCGAAAAGUGCGAAUUUCACGCCCACACUACAUCCUUCCUCGCGUACAUCAUCUCCAGGGGAGAGAUCAGGAUGGACCAGGAGAAGGUUAGGGCGGUUCUGGAAUGGGCCCAGCCCGGUACGAGAUUGCAGCUCCAGAGGUUUCUGGGGUUUGCGAAUUUCUAUCGCAGAUUCAUCCGGGAUUACAGCCGUGUGGCCGCUCCUUUAACUGCCCUGACUUCCAGUACCAGGACCUUCAGUUGGAACCCUGUGGCGGACCGAGCGUUCCUGGAUUUGAAGAGGCGAUUCACCAACGCACCGAUUCUCUCUCAACCUGACACGGCCCGUCAGUUCGUCGUGGAAGUGGAUGCGUCUGAUGUGGGGGUUGGCGCCAUCCUGUCCCAGCGACGCUCCACUGACGGGAAACUCCAUCCCUGCGCCUACUACUCUCGUCGUCUUUCGUCUGCGGAGAGGAACUACGAUGUGGGUAACCGGGAGCUUCUCGCGGUGAAGCUUGCCUUGGAGGAGUGGCGCCACUGGUUGGAGGGGGCGGAGCAACCGUUUAUUGUCUGGACCGACCACAAGAAUCUUGCUUACGUGCAAUCGGCUAGACGUCUCAACUCCCGUCAGGCCAGGUGGGCUUUGUUUUUCGGACGCUUUCAUUUUUCCCUGAUGUUCCGACCUGGGUCUAAGAACGGCAAGGCGGACGCCUUGUCCCGGAUGUUCUCCAAGACGGAGGAGAGUGGGGCCAAGACCGAGACGAUUCUUCCCCGGAACUGUGUCGUGGGAGCAGUUAUGUGGAGGAUUGAGGAGGAGGUUAUGGCGGCCCUUCGGACGCAGCCCGGUCCCGGUAACGGUCCACCCGGUUGUUUGUUUGUGCCUGAGUCGGUUCGUUCUGCUGUCCUCCAAUGGUCCCACGCCAGCAAGAUGGCUUGUCACCCUGGCGUGGCCCGGACGAUGGCGUUACUUCGCAGACGAUUUUGGUGGCCGGCCAUGGGAGAAGAUACUCGGAGGUUUGUUGCUGCCUGUCCAGUGUGUGCGCAGAAUAAGAGUGCCAACCGGCCCAGCUCUGGACUACUUCACCCCCUCCCUAUUCCCCGGCGACCAUGGUCGCAUCUGGCCCUGGACUUUGUCACUGGGUUGCCCUCUUCUGAGGGGAACACGGUCAUUCUGACUAUCGUGGACAGAUUCAGCAAGUUCGCCCACUUUGUGCCCAUUUUCAAGCUUCCCUCGGCCUCUGAGACGUCCGAGAUCCUGGUUAGGGAGGUUUUCAGGGUCCACGGGUUGCCCAGUGACAUAGUUUCCGACCGUGGCCCUCAGUUUACCUCUGCUGUCUGGAAGUCUUUCUGUUUGGCCAUUGGAGCUACAGUCAGUCUCACAUCUGGUUUUCACCCCCAAUCUAAUGGUCAGGCGGAGAGAGCCAACCAGAAGAUGGAAUCCACUCUACGCUGCCUUGUCUCCUCCAACCCCACCUCCUGGGUCUCUCAGUUGCCUUGGGUUGAGUAUGCCUACAAUACUCUCCCUACAUCCGCCACUGGGAUGUCUCCCUUCCAGUGCCUGUAUGGCUACCAACCUCCCUUGUUUCCUUCUCAGGAGAAGGAUCUCUCAUGCCUGUCAGCCCAUCGUCAUUGCCACCGGACCUGGCAUCGGGCCAGACAGGCCCCCUAGAGUUUCUGACCGGUAUCAGCUGUUCAGGCCACCGGACCUGGCAUCGGGCCAGAAAGGCCCUCCUUAGAGUUUCUGACCGGUAUCAGCUCCAGGCGAAUCGUCGCCGGAUUCCCGCCCCCACCUAUACCAUCGGAGAUAGGGUCUGGUUGGCCACACGGGAUCUUCCUCUGCAGACUGAGUCUAAGAAACUGUCACCGAGGUUCAUUGGUCCGUUUGUGGUGGAGAAGGUGAUCAAUCCUGUGGCGGAUCAACUCAAGUUACCUAGAACGCUCAGAGUCCAUCCCACCUUUCAUGUCUCCUGCCUCAAGCCUGUUCUCCUCAGUCCUCUGUUACCCCCUCCACCUCCUCCUCCUCCCCCUCGGAUGAUCGGAGGUGGUCCUGCCUACACGGUGCGCCGCAUUAUGGAUUCCAGACGGCGGGGCCGGGGUUUCCAGUAUCUCGUGGACUGGGAGGGGUAUGGUCCUGAAGAGAGGAGUUGGAUUCCUCGGCGCCAGAUCCUGGAUGCUGACCUCCUUCGUGACUUCUACCGCCUCCAUCCUGGCGCUCCGGGUAGUCCGCCCGGUGGCGUACUGUCAUGAACCCUGCAUCCUGAGUCGGAUCCUGCCUGUGUUGCCAUUUUUCUGCUCGGAAUCUCCAGUUUCCUGAGGGUUCGUGAACACUCCCGGCCUGGUUGCCGGGCGACGUUGCUAGGCGGGAGAUCUCCCGAUUAACCGCACCUGCAUCUCAUCAGCGGUCUGCACACCUGGUCCUGAUCAUCACCCUUCUUAAGCCCUGACCUGACAUCCAUUCCCUGCCGGAUCGUUAGCCAUGAACAGUAUGUUUGUCAGUGUAUCAGCCUUGGAGUUUCUAGCAUUAGUUUUGUUGUUUUGCACCUUGUUGGCUUGCCGUGUACUUACCUCCGUUUUGUUUCUAUCUGCAGUCAAUCUCCCGGAACCUUCACCCAACCCCUGCCUGGUUGUCGGCGGCUGCCGAGCCAUUCUUGGAUCUACCACUGCACCUCCACCAACUCAUCUCCGCCGUCCGCUCUGUCCCCUGGAUUAUUCUACAUCGUUUUUGGAAUCUGUUAAAUAAAUACUCACCUUCGUUUCAACUCACCUUGUCCUGGUCUGCUUCUGGGUUCUGGCUUAGUAAACCGUGACACAAACGUUCAUAGAUGACCAGCAGGGUCAAAUAAUAAUCACAGUGGUUGUAGAGGUUGCAACAGGUCAGUACGAUGCAGGCAUCAAACAGGGGAUUGGGUGUUAAUUGACGUAAAUGGCUAUAAAAUAUACAAAAUAAAUUGUGUGAUGGCAUUGUGAGUGUGCCUCCUUGCUUUGCACAAGUCCUCACAUUCUAAAAUCAAAUAAUUUCUCUAACAGGUUGGGACCAACAUGGUUGAGUGCCUGCACCAGGUGGAGGUGACCAGACCCUACCCAUUUGUGUUGGCUCUUGGGGACUGCUCACUGGUGUUUACAGUCAUUAGUGGACUGGCAUUGGAGCAAGGUACACUGCUUGGGGCACUGGAUGUGUGCUUCAAGUCCUAUUAUGUGUUUGAUAUCUGUGCCCCAGCAUGGGAAUUCCUAUAGACCACGGUGUAUGCGUUGCCAGGAACAGAAUCCCCCCACAGUAAGACUGUUGCGAGCAUGUCUUUCUUCCACUGAUCAAUAGUGGUAUCUCUCCGCAACGGAGUUAGGAAGGACGCCUGUAUCUUUGUAGUGACUGGGUGUGAUACACCAUCCAAAGUGUAAUUUAUAACUUCACCAUGCUCAAAGGGAUAUUCAAUGUCUGCUUUUUUAUUUUUACCCAUCUACCAAUAGGUGCCGUUCUUUGCGAUGCAUUGGAAAACCUCUCUGGUCUUUGUGGUUGAAUCUGUGUUUGAAAUGUACUGUUCGACUGAGGGACAUUACAGAUAAUUGUAUGUGUGGGGUACAGAAAUACAAAAAUCUUGUUAAACACUAUUAUUGCACACAGAGUGAGUCCAUGCAACUUAGUGUGUGACUUGUUAAGCACAUGUUUACUCCUGAACUUAUUUAGGCUUUCCAUGACAAAGGGGUUGAAUACUUAUUGACUCAAGACAUUUCAGUUUUUCAUUUUUUAGUAACUUGUAAAAAUGUCCCUUUUGACAUUAUGGGGCAUUGUGUGUAGGCCAGUGACAAAACAUCUCAUUUUAAUCCAUUUGAAAUUCAGGCUGCAACAACAAAAUGUGGAAAAAGUCAAGUGCUGUGAAUACUUUCUGAAGGCACUGUGUGGUUGGAACGGAGAGGGACAUAGAACGUAGUGUCAGAGAGUUGAGCAUAAACCUCAUUAUCAUUGUUUCCUGACAACACGACCAAUACGAACGUUUUUUACCACCCGAGAACGUGAAUGAAUAGAUCAAUGGAUGGAUGAGCCAUGAGUGUCUCAUUCCAAUGCUAAUAUGCUCUUAAGGCACGAUUUAUAGCUUUGUUAAAUUAACUUUUCGUUGUUGUUUUUUAUGCAUUUGUGCCUGCUUUUUGCCUACAGUACGGUAUGUGGCUCGUUUGCCUUUAGUUCAACUACUGAAGCGCGUUUUGAUAUGCUUUCAUUCUAUCACAACAAUUCAUUUUAAAUACAAAUGUUACAUUUUGGGGAUUGUGAAAAGUGCAUUAUGAAUGAAAUACAGUUAUUAAGUAAUGAGUCAUUAGUCCAUGUCCUUAGUAGAGCAACCUUCAUAUUUAAUAUUUUACUUGUUCUGUGUAACAAUGUUUUAACUCGACCCAAAUGUAGACCAUUAUUGUGUGGCAAAACAGCAUGGUGUGUAUGUAUGUGUGCUGUCACCUAAGAUAACCGAAGUGUGUCAAGGAAUGUGAAUAUUUAUUGAUUAGCUCUGGCACUGUCUGAUAGACAGAUCUGUGUUAAUACCACUUAAGACAGUGUCGGACGCAUGCUUUGUUUUUCUCAGAUUGCAAUCUGAGUGUGCACAUCAAUUUCAACUGAGGCUUUAGUCUGAUGUUUGGACUGUUUGGUUCAUGAAAUAAUAUAAAUACAUUCUAAUAAUCAACCCUAUCUUAUGAAAUCUUACCUUGUGAAAAAAUACAUAUUUAGACUUUGUUUCAAUGUGCUAUUUAAAACAUUGAUAUAUUCUCUGACGUGAUAUACAGUGGGGGAAAACAUUUAUUUAGUCAGCCACCAAUUUCUCCCAUUUAAAAAGAUGAGAGAGGCCUGUAAUUUUCAUCAUAGGUACACGUCAACUAUGACAGACAAAAUGAGAAAAAAAUUCCAGAAAAUCACAUUGUAGGAUUUUUAAUGAAUAUAUUUGCAAAUUAUGGUGGAAAAUAAGUAUUUGGUCAAUAACAAAAGUUUCUCAAUACUUUGUUAUAUACCCUUUGUUGGCAAUGACACGGGUUUCAACGUUUUCUGUAAGUCUUCACAAGGUUUUCACACACUGUUGCUGUUAUUUUGGGCCCAUUCCUCCAUGCAGAUCUCCUCUAGAGCAGUGAUGUUUUGGGGCGGGUCGCUGGGCAAACACGGACUUUCAACUCCCUCCAAAGAUUUUCUUUGGGGUUGAGAUCUGGAGACUGGCUAGGCCACUCCAGGACCUUGAAAUGCUUCUUACGAAGCCACUCCUUCGUUGCCCGGGCGCGGUUGUGUUUGGAUCAUGUCAUGCUGAAAGACCAGCCACGUUUCAUCUUCAAUGCCCUUGCUGAUGGAAGGAGGUUUUCACUCAAAAUCUCACGAUACAUGGCCCCAUUCAUUCUUUCCUUUACACGGAUCAGUCGUCCUGGUCCCUUUGCAGAAAAACAGCCCCAAAGCAUGAUGUUUCCACCCCCAUGCUUCACAGUAGGUAUGGUGUUCUUUGGAUGCAACUCAGCAUUCUUUGUCCCCCAACACGACGAGUUGAGUUUUUACCAAAAAGUUAUAUUUUGGUUUCAUCUGACCAUAUGACAUUCUCCCAAUCCUCUUCUGGAUCAUCCAAAUGCACUUAGCAAACUUCAGACGGGCCUGGACAUGUACUGGCUUAAGCAGGGAGACACUCUGGCACAGUAGGAUUUGAGUCCCUGGCGGCGUAGUGUGUUACUGAUGGUAGGCUUUGUUACACUUUGGUCCCAGCUCUCUGCAGGUUAUUCACUAGGUCCCCCUGUGUGGUUCUGGGAUUUUUGCUCACCGUUCUUGUGAUCAUUUUGACCCCAUGGGGUGAGAACUUUGCGUGGAGCCCCAGAUCGAGGGAGAUUAUCAGUGGUCUUGUAUGUCUUUCCCUUUCCUAAUAAAUUUCUCCCACAGUUGAUUUCUUCAAACCAAGCUGCUUCCCUAUUGCAGAUUCAGUCUUCCCAGCCUGGUGCAGGUCUACAAUUUAGCUUCUGGUGUCCUUUGACAGCUCUUUGGUCUUGGCCAUUGAGUUUGGAGUGUGACUGUUUGAGGUUGUGGACAGGUGUCUUUUAUACUGAUAACAAGUUCAAACAGGUGCCAUUAAUACAGGUAACGAGUGGAGGACAGAGGAGCCUCUUAAAGAAGAAGUUACAGGUCUGUGAGAGCCAGAAAUCUUGCUUGUUUGUAGGUGACCAAAUACUUAUUUUCCACCAUAAUUUGCAAAUAAAUUCAUUAAAAAUCCUACAAUGUGAUUUUCUGGAGAAAAAAAAUCUCAAUUUGUCUGUCAUAGUUGACGUGUACCUAUGAUGAAAAUUACAGGCCUCUCUCAUCUUUUUAAGUGGGAGAACUUGCACAAUUGGUGGCUGACUAAAUACUUUUUUCCCCACUGUAUGUUCUGAAAUGCAGGCAAUAGAGAUUCAUUAUUUGAAACUGUAUGUUGAUUGUGUGUGUAGGAAAGGGAGGGGCUGGGAUGGUAGAGAAGGCACAAAUAUGCAAAAUUGAAAUUAGGAUGACACUGAAAAUAACCCAAGAAUUACAUAAAUUACCCUAAAUUAAUUUACCCAGCAGUUGGGUCAAGUGCUCAACGCAAGGCGCUGGGUUAGAAGCACAACCCGCAGGGUUGAAUUAACCCAAUGCUGUAUUUGUCCAAUAUUGACCCAGUGCUGGGUUGUUGAAAUUACCCAAAUUGGGUUAUUUGUAACCCAGCAUUUAGUAACAAUUCAUUUAGGAAAAAUAUGAAUUGCCAUAUUAGGCAUAACUCCAUUUUUACCUUUUAAGAUGCCAAAUUAUAAAUUGUUUUCAGUAAUUGUUUCCAGUAUCCUAGUUCUGUUUUCUGAUUGUUUCAGUACAUGCAUUCAACAAGCUUUGGACGAAGGACUUCCACAGGGCCGCCAUAUCCAAAGUUCACUCAAAAAGGCAAUAGUUCUGAACUUGGUUUGAUAUAGUUUGUUGUUUUUAAUUAUAAAAUUGAGUUAAUUAUGUUCAAAGUGGCGCAGUGGUCUAAGGCACUGCAUCGCUGUGCCACUACCGAUCCUGGUUCGAAUCCAGGCUCUGUCGUAGCUGGCUGCAACCGGGAGACCCAUGCGGCGGCGCACAAUUGGUGCAGGGUAGGGGAGGGAAUGGCCGGCAGGGAUGUAGCUCAGUUGGUAGAGCAUGGUGUUUCCAACGCCAGGGUUGUGGGUUCGAUUCCCACGGGUGGUCAAUAUAAAAAAUAAUGUAUGCACUAACUGUAAGACGCUCUUGUAAAGAGCGUCUGCUAAAAUGACAAAAAAUAUAUUUUAAACUUCCAUUGGCUAAUCUAUUUCUCAGUUAUCACUUGGCUCAUGUAAACAAUGCUGUAGUUGUCCCUUUUAAACCUCCUAAGGUCAACAUCCCUAUAGUGUUCACAUUUCUUUCAUGUAAAUGUUGUAGCUACAUAAAAAUACUAAACACUUUAUUUGGGAAAUAUCCAGUCUUUGCUAUUUUCUUCAUUACCAUGCUGAUGAUUUCAAGUUUUAUUGUUUCUGUUAGACAUUGAAUCCAUGUUUAGUAUAUUUACUACAUUUGUUUUUUUUCUCUAUGAAGUAAGUUCAUUUAAAGUCAUGUGAUUUACAUAGAUACAUUUCAAUGUUUAACACACUAACCAAAAACCUGAUCUGCUAAAUGACUCAAAUGUAAAUGUACUGAGUUUGCAGCCACACGUUUCCCAGAAUUGUUUCCCAGAAGUUCACAAGUUGCUGCAAAAUUUCCGCUACAGUUUGCCACAAAACUAAUUUGCAUGUGAAAAUUUGAGCUUGCGGCAAAUUGGCCAAAGGUUUGCCACAACUGUUUGCCAGAAGCCUGUUUUUUUUGGUAAUGGUACUUGUUUUAUCAGUGUUUCUUCGCUUCUGAAUCUGUCUUUUCAGCCAGCAAGUGGGUCUUAGUUUAUGAGCUGUAGUAACGAGUGACUUUUGUUGUAUUACAUAGCCUACGUCACUGGAGGCUGGAAAGUCCCGUCUAUUUCAUUUGCUGCAAGGCCCGUCACUUCUUGGCCGAAAGAUAUGCAUCACUGUCAAACGAAGUACAACUCUGGAAAUCUAUCUGUACCCACAUAAACUAGUCCCGGCAUCAUUCUAUGACAAACACAGAAGGUUUUAUAUUGAGUUCAAUAGAAGAAAACAGAGAGAGAGGGAGAGAGACUGUCAGUUCCUUAAUAUAGCCAUUGGCUGUAUUAUACAGCCAAAACAUUAAGGAACUGGCAGUCUCUCUUUGUUUUCUUCCAUUGAAUUAUAUGUAGCCUAAUAUUUAAACACUUAGCUAAGUGGGCAGGGGGGGACACCUGACAGGCACUAAUUAGAAAUAUGUAGUUAGGUUGUUAUAAGGUAUUAUUAUAAGCCAAUUAUGAUCUAUAAUUCAUUUAUUCAGUGAUUUUCUUUGUCAAAAUUGUGUUUAUUCAUUCACAACUAGGCUGGGUAACACUUCAGUUUAAGGAUAUGUAAUAAACCAUUUAUUAAUAAUUACUCCCACAUAAAUAAUAUAAUAUAAUAUGCCAUUUAGCAGACGCUUUUAUCCAAAGCGACUUACAGUCAUGCGUGCAUACAUUUUUGUGUAUGGGUGGUCCUGGGGAUCGAACCCACUACCUUGGCGUUACAAGCGCCGUGCUCUACCAGCUGAGCUACAGAGGACCACAAAAUAACAAUUUACUCAUUAGUUUGCAGUCCCUAAUCUAAAGUGAGUGCUAUUUAUACUUUAUAAAAUAGGUUGUUUGGAUCCUAGGGUGUUAUAGCACCACAAUCCCUGCAUUACAUGGGUAAUGCCUGUUAACAGUUCCAUUAGAUUUAUCAAUGCGCAUCCACUGUCCUACAGCCCAGCCUCCACUGUCAAAAAGCCAAAGACAAUAUUUCCCCAUGCUACUAGCCUAGCAUUUGGUACAGCGGGGGUUAAUAUAAGCCUUGCUGUGUGCCUAUCUGACCUGUGCAACAUGUUGCAGGUUUAUAUUUUUCCAUCUCCACCAUGCAUAUGAACAUGACGAGACUGACAGAUUCUCUGAGCCAGGCAAAUUCAUUUAUCAGGAUCAUUAUAAUGGAUAUUUUCCAAAGAAAUAGAAAUAGAAACAAAGGUAAAACAAACAAAAAUGCACAUAGUUUGCUGUCAUUUCAGCUGCUUUAUGUGAUUGUGUGUUAACUUGCCUUUAACUGGCUAGGUAGCUAGCUAGCAAAGGAUAAGUAACAUUCACCUAGCUAUCCUCCAUAACAGUAUUAUCGACUUGACCAUCAGCAGUUUUUUGCCUAUUUAUACAUUAUUUAUUGAAGUUCUUGUCUCUUCAUCAUUGAACCUCUGAUAGCUAGCCAUCUAGUUACAUGCCAAUGAUUUGUUCGGCAUAGCAACAUGGAAUGAAUAGAAUGACCGACUGGAUCAAAACAUCCCAAAAUGAAUUAACGACCAGCCUGUUUGGUUAGCAACUUUAGAACCUCACAACUAACAACUGGCUUUUGCCUGGACUAUAUAUCGUCUGGUGGAAGAAUGAAAUAAAACAAAUGUACUCAUUAAAACAAAGUUAAUGAAAACAUGUCGUUAAUCCUUUUUUAAAAUGUUGGUAACCGUUUUAUAAAAGCAAGGCCCUCGAAUCCGGGGUUUAUCGGCUUCGCCUCGUGCCUAAUAUCAGCUCUUAGUUGGGAGUUAUCACACGAUAAUCCCCGGGUUCUCAUGCCUUAUUGCUUAAUUAUAAAUAUCAAAAUGACCAGUGUAAUUUCUCACAAAAAGAUGGGCAUGACAUUGGUAGACAUUCCAACAGUACCUGGUAAAAGAAUAAGCACACAACAUGUUUAAGGAUAUACACUGAGUAUAUAAAACAUUAACAGCUCCUCUUUCCAUGACAUAGACUGAUCAGGUGAAUCCAGGUGAAAGCUAUGAUCCCUCAUUAAUGUCACCUGAUAAAUCCAUUUCAAUCAGUGUAGAUGAAGGGGAGGAGACAGGUUAAAGAAGGAUUUUUUAACCUUAGACAAUUUAGAUAUGUAUUGUGUAUGUGUGCCAUUCAGAGGGUGAAUGGGAAAGACAAAAUAUUUAAGUGCCAUUGAAUGGGGUAUGGUAGUACAUUUUACAUUUUGGUCAUGUAGCAGACACUCUUAUCCAGAGCGACUUACAGUUAGUGAGUGCAUACAUUAUUAUAUAUAUUUCUAUUUUUUUCAUUGUGGCCCCCCGUGGGAAUCGAACCCACAACCCUGGCGUUGGAAACACCAUGCUCUACCAACUGAGCAACAUCCCUGCCGGCCAUUCCCUCCCCUACCCUGGACGACGCUGGGCCAAUUGUGCGCCGCCCCAUGGGUCUCCCGGUCGCGGCCAGCGUAUGCAUAUGAUGAUGUGGGCUGGUGUGGCUAAAAUGCUACUGUAGGGCUGAAUUUUUGUUCCAGUCCACCCCUGACCUCUCAUUUUCCAUGACAACUAUUACUAAUCUUGGGGAGUGAACGUGACCGCCGGAUCCUUUAAAAAAUAAAUUAUUUAAAAGUCAUUUAGCAGACGCUCUUAUCCAGAGCAACUUACAUGAGCAAUUAGGGUUAUGUGCCUUGCUCAAGGGCACAUCGACAGAUUUUUCAUCUAGUCGGCUCAGGGAUUAGAACCAGCAACCUUUCGGUUACUGGCACAACGCUCUUAACCACUAAGCUACCUGCCGCUAUACUAUACUUGAGGUGUAUAGUGUGACACUAUCUAUGUCCAACCUUGCUCCCCUUAACAACAUGGGAAUGGAUGUCUCCAACACGCCACCAAGACAUUCAUAUGCGGGGGACCUGUGCCGCAAAAAAAAAGAUGUGACAGAUAUAGGAGACAGCUAGGUCACUCUGCAUUGAUGUUUCCUUGGAGAAAUAAAAUUCAGAGGGGCAGAGCAAUGUGAAUAGCUGUCAAGUGUGUGCGAGGGGAACAGGGUGAAAUGUAUCGUUCGUUUAGACACAUCCAUAACGGAACGUGUUAAUGACAAAUGGUCCGCUUGGCUUAUUUGUGAAUGGCUGUCAUUUCCCUCUGUUCCACUUAUCACCAGAGCUUCACCUCUUUUCUAUUUCUAUAUUUCGAGAGAGCAGGUCCUCUGUCAGGUUUUCGCAUGGCUCAAUUAUAUGGCUCAUGGAUAUACUGUGAAACAUAUCCAGCACGCCCUGACGAUUACACGUGAACAAGCCUAACUGGUUUGUUAAAAGCCAUAUUUCAUGAGAGAAAAUGUAUUCUUUUUUAUCCAGAUUACUUUUAUCCAGAUUACUUUUAUCCAGAUUACUUUUAUCCAGAUUACUUUCUACCCAUUCAGACAAUGAGGCUUUUAUUUUCAUGUUCAAGGAUAUGUCACAGUUCUGCCAUUCAUCAGCUUCUUAUAGUUACAAAUGUGAAGCUUAAAUACUCCAAAUAGCGCUACUAUGGUUGUCAUCGAUUUUAUGACUAAAUAACUAAAGCACGAAAAAAUGUGGACAGUGUUUUUGGUCGGCACCCAAACGCUUACUGUAACCAAAGCCAUGGACAAUUGAUUUAAAUAAUCUAAAAACAAUUCAGAUUGAGGCCUAAAAUGAAGUUAAUGUGGGAUUCUGUGGUUGGACUGAUUGACCUUGUCCUAUUAAACAUCUAAUAUAGGUUAUUACUGAACAGGACCCUAUGAAAAAAUAACCAAUAGGGGUGUAAACACGGGAUAUAAAGGCAACAACAACCACAUGGAAUGAUGUCAUGAAAAGGUUUUAAGAAUAAGAUUUCGCUUAGCCUAGUUUCAGAUAUUUUUGUGCCGUCUUGCCAACUCCCAUGGUCAUUGCAGACAGCCCAGACAGAUCUGGGACCAGGCUCGGUUUCUAGGGAGAAGCACGGCUAAGGCCCUUUGAUCCACUAGGAGUUAAAACAUUGUAUUGUAGAUUAGUGAUGCUCAAAUGUUGGCCCCAGACCAAAACCUUCCUACCACCAUUUACUUUGAUCUUUGUCAUGAAUCAUACAUAGUGCAUUAUGAUUUAUUGAUGAGUGAGGAUACAAUUUAUUGAAUGAUACACGAUAUGUAUCGAUACAGGGAUGUUAAAAUGAUACAUAUGUAUAAUUUCCAUCUGUGAAUCAAUAUAUCGAUACCCACCUGUGGUGAUACAAGGCCUAAUAACCAAGAUCAUUCAUUUUUAACCAGAUCAGAACCCUGAGGAGUAUCGCCAGCAGUGCAACAUCAGCACCAACAUGAUAUAUCAAAGCAAUAAACUGUUGUCUUCGUUCUCAUGGCCAAGGGCUGGAGUUACUACUACAGUAUUCCUCUCCUCCCUCCUCCCACGUUUCUUCUCUCCUCCUCCUCUCUGGGUGAGUCUACCUGGCAGUCCUCCCUGCAAGAUGAUUACAGUACAUCCCAACUGCUCGAACGGGCACAAAUCCCCCCCCCCCCCGUCACAACCACUACCUGUGCGUGUUUUGAAAUGAGAUCAUGUAGGCUAAUGCCUGCCAUGAUAUAAAACACAUGCAUCUGCUUGGCAGCCAUCACAUUUGUUCAUAUUAAAGCAGGGAGCCAUAUGGUGGUGUGCCACCUCCAGCGUUCGUCUUUAUACCGGUUAGAACUAGCUAGUUCCCCACGGACCGGCUACAUGUGGUGUGACGCCGCUGCAGUGUGCAGCGCGGGCAAAUUGAUAUGAGGCACUGAUGAGUGAGUCGCUGCCUGUAUGCCUCUUUUAGGCAGAGAAUUAGCAGGAAGAGGGUCAUCUGUCAUUCAUGCUGCACUGAGUCUGUCACUCAUACAGGGCCUUUACCAGGGGAGAGAUCUCUAAUAAACACUGCAGGGAGGUGUGUGUGUGUGUGUGUGUGUGUGUUUGCGUGCCCUCAUAUGUGUGUGUGCGCUGGUUGGUGUCAACAGGUGCAUGUGUGUUUGUGUGUGCGCGUUUGUGGUAACUUGAUGCAUAUAUUUCUAGUUUGGCCUCCAUCAGUAGAGCGGAAAUAAUCAUAAAAAUGAUAUUAAUACAUAAACAUUUUGUGUAGUGUUUACUCAUUGUGUUGCUGAAGAAUAUUGCUGUAAGUGAACAUUAGGGGAGGUAUGAGGUAACAAAUACAUUUAGUUCUUAACUGUGAGAAUGAUACAUGGAUCAGAUAUUACAUGUGAAAAGAAACACUGAAGUGGUGCUGCACUCGCUUUUUCAAAAUCAAAUAAAACGUAAUUUGUCACAUGCACCGAAUACAAGAGGUGUAGACCGUAAAAUGAUUACUUACAAGCCCUUAACCAACAAUGUCGGAUGGUUGAGGGGCAGCUCUUGGGGAACUGUAGGGGGGAUCAUGGAUCGCUGGUUCGGGUCCCCGUUUUUGACCUUGUGGGAGAUCUGUCGACGUGCCCUUGAGCAGGGCGUUGACCCUGAUUGCUUCUGUGUAUCGCUCUGGAUGGGGGUCUGUUAGAUGACUAAUGUGAUGUAGUUGUUGAGCGGCUUCACUGCAAGUAUAUUGUAUGUUUUAAAUAUUCUAUAAAUAUAAAAAACAGGUUAGUCGAGGUAAUUGAGGUAAUAUGUACAUGUAGGUAGGGGUAAAGUGACUAUGCAUAGAUAAUAAACAGCGAGUAGCAGCAGCGUAAAAAAGGGGGUCAAUACAAAUAGUCCGGGUAACCAUUUGAUUAACUGUUUAGCAGUCUUAUGGCUUGGGGUAGAAGAUGUUAAGGAGCCUUUUGGACCUAGACAUGGCGCUCCGGUACCACUUGCCAUGUGGUAGCAGAGAGAACAGUCUAUGACUAGGGUGGCUGGAGUCUGACAAUUUUUAGGGCCUUCCUCUGACACCGCCUGGUAUAGAGGUCCUGGAUGUCAGGAAGCUUGGCCCCAGUGAUGUACGCACUAUCCUCUGUAGCGCCUUCUGGUCGGAUGCCGAGCAGUUGCCAUACCAGGCGGUGAUGUAACCAGUCAGGAUGCUCUCGAUGGUGUAGAUGUAGAACUUUUUGAGGAUCUGAGGACCCAUGCCAAACCUUUUUAGUCUCCUGAGGGGGAAUAGGCGUUGUCGUGCCCUCUUCACAACUGUCUUGGUAUGUUUGGACCAUGAUAGUUUGUUGGUGAUGUGGACACCAAGGAACUUGAAGUUCUCAACCUGUUCCACUACAGCCCCGUCAAUGAGAAUGGGGGCGUGCUCAGUCCUCUUUUUUUUCCUGAAGUCCACAAUCAUCUCCUUUGUCUUGAUCAUGUUGAGGGAGAGGUUGUUGUCCUGGCACCACACUUUCAGGUCUCUGACCUCCUCCCUAUAGGCUGUCUCAUCGUUGUCGGUGAUCAGGCCUACCACCGUUGUGUCGUCGGCAAACUUAAUGAUGGUGUUGGAGUCGUGCUUGGCCACGCAGUCAUGGGUGAACAGGGAGUAAAGGAGGGGACUAAGCAUGCACCCCUGAGGGGCCCCCGUGUUGAGGAUCAGCGUGGCAGAUGUGUUGUUGCCUACCCUACCCUUGCUCACGUUGAGGGAGAGGUUGUUGUCCUGGCACCACACUGCCAGAUCUCUGACCUCCUACCAGUAGGCUGUCUCAUUGUUGUUGGGGCGGCAGGUAGCUUAGUGGUUAGGAGCGUUGGGCCAGUAACCGAAAGGUUACCCAAGCCGACUAUGUGAAACAUCUGUUGAUGUGCCCUUAAGCAAGGCACUUAAACCAAAUUGUAAGUCGCUCUGGAUAAGAGUGUCUGCUAAACUGUAAAAUCAGGCAUGUGUAUUUAGUUCUGUUACCACACCAUUCUCAAUCAUAUCAUCUGACCAUACUGUAUUCUGCAAAUCUAUCAUCAAUCUGCCAAGCAUGUUCUGCAUCCCGAUUCUCCACCAAAGUGUACAAUUUAACAAUGGUGGAAACUCACUCCAGCCAAUGCUUACACCAAUCACAUGCUUUUGACUGAAGUCCAUGACGAGGAGUGUGCAAGGGUGGAGAAUUAGGACUCAACUAAAGACAACAUCUUUGUCUCCUCAUUUCAUCCUAACAAACUACUGGCUGGCAGUUGGGUGUGAUGCUAGCGUAGCAAUGCUAUUUAGGCCUGUUAUAAUGUAUUAAUUCCGUAUGAAGGCCAGACAGUGACAUUCUGGCAGCCAGGCAGGACUCGAGGGGGCUAGCGGUGUUAAAUAUUACCUGCUGGAGCGCGGCGGCAGGAAAAGACGUGCAGGAGUCAAAUAACAGCCCCAACGCUAAUGCCGGUGCCGUGGCGUGCCACUGAUAGGCUUCAACGGCAUCUAGCUCCCGCCGCUCGAAAUCAGAGAGGGGGGAAAACACAGGCCUGACCGCCUAAUUAACUAUCAACUAAAACAAGAUGGGAAUAAACAUUAGCCCCGCUUUGGAGGUGCCUUUGUAGAGAGAUGUGAGGUGGUGGAGGGAGGGAAGGUGGGAGGGUAGGAGAAAACAGAGGAGGAGGACGAGGAGGUAUAACACAGCAUUCACAAAUUAUCCAACAGAAUUCUGGAGUUGGGACCCAGCUAGCACAUAACGUUCUAAGAACCAUACAGUGGCUUGCAAAAGUAUUCACCCCCCUUGGCAUUUUUCCUAUUUUGUUGCCUUGCAACCUGGAAUUAAAAUUGAUUUUUGGGGGGGUUUGUAUCAUUUGAUUUACACAAGAUGCCUACCACUUUGAAGAUGCAAAAUAUUUUUUAUUGUGAAACAAACAAGAAAUAAGACAGAAAAACAGAAAACUUGAGCGUGCAUAACUAUUCACCCCCCCAAAGUCAAUACUUUCUAGAGCCACCUUUUGCAACAAUUACAGCUGCAAGUCUCUUGGGGUAUGUCUCUAUAAGCUUGGCACAUCUAGCCACUGGGAUUUUUGCCCAUUCUUCAAGACAAAACUGCUCCAGCUCCUUCAAGUUGGAUGGGUUCCGCUGGUGUACAGCAAUCUUUAAGUCAUACCACAGAUUCUCAAUUGGAUUGAGGUCUGGGCUUUGACUAGGCCAUUCCAAGACAUUUAAAUGUUUCCCCUUAAACCACUCGAGUGUUGCUUUAGCAGUAUGAUUGGGGUCAUUGUCCUGCUGAAAGGUGAACCUCCGUCCCAGUCUCAAAUCUCUGGAAGACUGAAACAGGUUUCCCUCAAGAAUUUCCCUGUAUUUAGCGCCAUCCAUCAUUCCUUCAAUUCUGAACAGUUUCCCAGUCCCUGCCGAUGAAAAACAUCCCCACAGCAUGAUGCUGCCACCACCAUGCUUCACUGUGGGGAUGGCGUUCUCGGGGUGAUGCGCCAGACAUAGCGUUUUCCUUGAUGGCCAAAAAGCUCAAUUUUAGUCUCAUCUGACCAGAGUACCUUCUUCCAUAUGUUUGGGGAGUCUCCCACAUGCCUUUUGGCGAAGAUCAAACGCGUUUGCUUAUUUUUUUCUUUAAGCAAUGGCUUUUUUCUGGCCACUCUUCCGUUAAAGCCCAGCUCUGUGGUGUGUACGGCUUAAAGUGGUCCUAUGGACAGAUACUCCAAUCACCGCUGUGGAGCUUUGCAGCUCCUUCAGGGUUAUCUUUGGUCACUUUGUUGCCUCUCUGAUUAAUGCCCUCCUUGUCUGGUCCGUGAGUUUUGGUGGGCGGCCCUCUCUUGGCAGGUUUGUUGUGGUGCCAUAUUCUUUCCAUUUUAUAAUAAUGGAUUUAAUGGUGCUCCAUGGGAUGUUCAAAGUUUCGGAUAUUGUUUUAUAACCCAACUCUGAUCUGUACUUCUCCACAACUUUGUCCCAGACCUGUUUGGAGAGCUCCUUGGUCUUCAUGGUGCCGCUUGCUUGGUGGUGCCCCUUGCUUAGUGAUGUUGCAGACUCUGGGGCCUUUCAGAACAGGUGUAUAUAUACUGAGAUCAUGUGCCAGAUCAUGUGACACUUAGAUUGCACACAGGUGGACUUUAUUUAACUAAUUAUGUGACUUCUGAAGGGUAAUUGGUUGCACCAGAUCUUAUUUAGGGGCUUCGUAGCAAAGGGGGUGAAUACAUAUGCACGCACCACUUUUCCAUUAUUUAUUUUUAGGAUUUUUUUUAACAAGUUAUUUUUUUCAUUUCACUUCACCAAUUUGGACUAUUUUGUGUAUGUCCAUUACAUGAAAUCCAAAUAAAAAUCAAUUUAAAUUACAGAUUGUAACGCAACAAAAUAUGAAAAACGCCAAGGGGGAUGAAUACUUUUGCAAGGCACUGUAUGUUUCUUGGAGCUUGGUGAGAACGUGGUUGUCAUAUGGUUAAUUUGCAUACAACCUUCCCACAACGUUCUGGGAAUGGUGCAGGAUACCCAGCUAGCACAUAACAUUCUAAGAACCAUUUGUUUCUUAGGUGGUAAUUUCAGUACUUCAGGAUAAUGUUUCCUACAGGUUUCCUCAUUGUUCUAUUUAAAGUUAUGUUCUCAGAAUGUUAAGAAACAACGUUCUUCUGUGGGAAUUUCAGUACUUCAGCAUAAUGUUUUCUGCAGGUUUCCUCAUGGUUCUAUUUAAAGUCAUAUUCUCAGAACAUUAAGAAAACUUUCCAUGAAAACCACAAGUAAACAUUAGUAAAGUUCAAAGAAAGUUCUAAGAAUGUUAUUUAACCCUUUAGUUCCCAAUAGAAUUCUAGAAUGCCGAUAACUGUGAAUUUUCAAGGAAAAGCUAAUUUUCUCACACAUUUCAAACAAACAAAAGAACACAUGACUCAAAAACAAAGAACACAUGACAAUUACAAGUUAACUUAGUUUUAAAGAGCACAACCUCUUCUUUAAUAUGACACCACAUUCAUGUCAAUAGGAAUAACACUCAUUUAGUCUUCCAUUGUGUAGACACUCACUAUCAAAAAACUAUUAACACUCAACACAACAAAAAACCCUAGAGUAUUUCAAUUGUAGUACAUUUGACUAACUUACUCACUUAAAAUGUACCAAGUAUAAUAUAUUAUACUUACAAAUAUUAUAUACAUAUAAAUAAAUACAAAGAUCAAAAAUAUGAACAGAGGACAAUAUUCGGAAAGUAUUUAAAAACCCACACAAAGUAGGUUAUUGGAUUGACGAUUCUUACUUCUGUAACAAUGUAAAAAUGCAAACUACUAUUCAGAGACUUUUCAAAAUGUAGGCAACCUCUCUCAAUAAAAUUAAGUACAGACCAGAGCUGUGUUCGAAUACCCAUACUAACAUAAUGUAUACUACAUACUUAAUGAGUAUAUACUACAUACUAUGAUUUUAUUUUAGUAUACUGUAAAAAAACGGUAUCCUUUCAGUUGAGUGUACUAGCGCUUCGCCUGUCUACCAGAAGUUGAUGCUAGCUUGUGAGCAUAGCUAACGAAUUACUAGCUAGACAUCUUACGACUUCAUUAACAAUGUCCAUUGAGAACGCACAAUGACUAUACCACUUAGCUAAGCUAAGAAUGACGUGAAUAAUCAAGUUACUAAACAUUGGAUAGUUAGUUAGAUAGAUAUAGUUAAUAUACUGGCAAGUUCGAUGUAUUAGUAGCAAACUAAUGUUAGGUAGCUAGCUAACAUACCAGUACAUACAAGCAACUGCUGUAAUGAUAUGCUAUGUGGUUCGUAAGGCUAGCGUAGCUAACAAAUUGUCAGCCAACGUAACGUAGCUUAUUCGAAAAGUAAUUACUUUAUUACAUUGCUCAACAUUUUCUUAACAUUUGUCAUAAUUAGUUAAAGCAAUGAAUUUGUAACUGCUCUCGUCGGACUUCGGCUGCAUAUUUUCCGCCCUUUUCUUGAAAUCUGAAAAUGUUGUGAAGCCACGCUCAUUUUCUGAAUUGCAUUAUGGGCCCUAAAAGCACGGAAAUAGUUUCCACUGCUUGUAUACUUUGUAUUUUGGCGAAUGUAGUACGGGAGGCAGGUAGCUUAGUGGGUAAGAGCGUUGUGCCAGUAACCGAAAGGUUGCUGGUUCUAAUCCCCGAGCCGACUAGGUGAAAAAUCUGUCGAUGUGCCCUUAAGCAAGGCACUUAACCCUAAUUGCUCCUGUAAGUCGCUCUGGAUAAGAGCGUCUGCUAAAAUGUAAAUGUAGUACGACAUCCGGGAACUUUUGCCAUACUUACUAUAUCCAUACUAUGACCAAUAAGCAUACUAUAUACUCAGGUCUGACACAAAAUGUAGAAAUAGUAGCCUACUUUGACAACAAUUCAGUCAAUGCAACAAGUAUUAGAUAGAGACAGAUAAGGAAAGAAGAUACACAACACAACAACUGUUCAGAGACAAUAAAAGAUUUGUAGGACAAAUUCAUAUUUCACACUGUCACUUUAGUGUUUGCAUUUAGCCUACAACAUGUCAUGGAACUUCUGGAAGCAUGGCCCCAUCCUGCAAAGUGGCACAGAACACGUAGAGCACCCAAAGGAGGUUUCUACACAUCUCCUACUCUUUGCCCUGCGUCCACUCUGGAUGCACACCACACCCUCUUUUGUGCCCUUCAAACUUCACCUGCUUUCAAAUGAGUUACAACUUGGUCCACACGUCCUGGUGCCACAGUCUUGGCUCCCUUCUUCCUGCCACUGUAGCCAUAUCACAAAGUGAAUGCACAAGCUGCAUUUUGAAUGCCUUCAGGGAACAGCGCCUGCAGUUUCUGGGAAGGGGCCUUUGUAGGGUCCCCCACACAAUGUAUGCAUUUAUGAUGGCAAUAUUGAGCAUCCUCCAAAACACAUACUUCCACAAUUUUCUGGUCAAGAUGGUCAACCCCGCCUAUUUUUUGUUGUUGUAAUCUAUUACAAGCUCUAGAACAGAUAGAAGUUCCUACCACUUUUAAAAACAACUCCAAAACCCCUGCCACUUUAGGCCCAGGCUGUGUGGUACAAGGGUGAAUGGUGGGACUUAGGGCAGACACACGCCAUGGAAAUGUAGGCUCCCCUCUCGGGUGUGCUCUCCUUCGUCCCCUCCCUCUUCCUCCUCCUCUCCCUCUGCUUCCUUCUCUCCCUCUGUUUCAUCCUCUCCCUCUGCUUCAUGCUCCUCCUCUCCCUCUCCCUUCCUUAUGUUCCUCUCCCUCCACUCUUUUCUCCCUCCUCUUCACUCUCCGCUUCAUCUCUCCCUCCUUUCUCUCUCCCUCUACUCUCCCUCCUCUUCCUCUCUCCCUCCACAUGUCUAUCCCUCCAAUCAUCUCUAACUCCUAUUCCUCCCUGCAACAAAUGGGAUACAAUAGUAGUCAGGAACAUGACUCUUCCUUCCUCUCUUUCUUUUUCUCAACCAUACACAUACUCUCUUCCUAAUAAGGCGUUCCAUAAUAAAUUGUGUGACACGCCUCCCAUUCCACACACACACUCUCGCUCUCUUCCAAUCAACUCUUGCUUUCUUGCCUGACAGACUAACUACAGAGUUCGCCAAUGUUAGCUGAUGAGUUACGAAGCUGGGACAGUUUCCAAAUGAAUUGCAUCGGUAGAAACUGGACAAAACAAGCAAAUUGUUAGUUGGCUAUUUAAACAAAUAUCCAACUCAUCAUAUGAGCUCCACUGCGUGGGCAUCUACUACCGUAACAUGACAGCUAAGCUGUCAAAUAAUUGGAAAACGUGGCAAUGUAUAGUCCAUUAAUAUCUUCACCUAGCAAACAUGACAAACCAUAACCUAAGCCCAACAGAUAAACACAAUUUACUCUAGCCUCCAUUUCGGUGGCUAGUUAGCUGGUUGUCUGUAUGGCUAGUUAGUGAAAGUGACAGCUGAGGUUGACGCUUCGUGAGCACAGGCCAAAUUUAGCACUACACACAACUUUACUUGCCUGACAGACUAACUAGUUAGCAAGCUAGCUAUAACAAGCAGCUUGGGCCGUUUCCAUAUGAAUUACAUCGGUAGAAACAAGACACAACAACCAACUAGUUAGCUGACUAUAUACAACUAAACACUGCAACUAAACUCAGCAAAAAAAGAAACGUCCCCUUUUCAGGACCCUGUCUUUCAAAGAUAAUUCGUAAAAAAAUCCAAAUAACUUCACAGAUCUUCAUUGUAAAGGGUUUAAACACUGUUUCCCAAUGUUUCCCAAUGAACCAUAAACAAUUAAUGAACAUGCACCUGUGGAACGGUCGUUAAGACACUAACAGCUUACAGACGGUAGGCAAUUAAGGUCCCAGUUAUGAAAACUUAGGACACUAAAGAGACCUUUCUACUGACUCUGAAAAACACCAAAAGAAAGAUGCCCAGGGUUCCUGCUCAUCUGCGUGAACGUGCCUUAGGCAUGCUGCAAGGAGGCAUGAGGACUGCAGAUGUGGCCAGGGCAAUAAAUUGCAAUGUCCAUUCUGUGAGACGCCUAAGACAGCGCUACAGGGAGACAGGACGGACAGCUGAUCGUCCUCGCAGUGGCAGACCACGUGUAACAACACCUGCACAGGAUGGGUAUAUCCGAUCAUCACACCUGCGGGACAGGUACAGGAUGGCAACAACAACUGCCCGAGUUACAACAGGAACGCACAAUCCCUCCAUCAGUGCUCAGACUGUCCGCAAUAGGCUGAGAGAGGCUGGACUGAGGGCUUGUAGGCCUGUUGUAAGGCAGGUCUUCACCAGACAUCACCGGCAACAACGUCGCCUAUGGGCACAAACCCACCGUCGCUGGACCAGAUAGGACUGGCAAAAAGUGCUCUUCACUGACGAGUCGCGGUUUUGUCUCACCAGAGGUGAUGGUCGGAUUCGCAUUUAUCGCUGAAGGAAUGAGCGUUACACCGAGGCCUGUACUCUGGAGCGGGAUCGAUUUGGAGGUGGAGGGUCCGUCAUGGUCUGGGGCGGUGUAUCACAGCAUCAUCGGACUGAGCUUGUUGUCAUUGCAGGCAAUCUCAACGCUGUGCGUUACAGGGAAGACAUUCUCCUCCCUCAUGUGGUACCCUUUCUGCAGGCUCAUCCUGACAUGACCCUCCAGCAUGACAAUGCCACCAGCCAUGCUGCUCGUUCUGUGCGUGAUUUCCUGCAAGACAGGAACGUCAGUGUUCUGCCAUGGCCAGCGAAGAGCCCAGAUCUCAAUCCCAUUGAGCACGUCUGGGACCUGUUGGAUCGGAGGGUGAGGGCUAGGGCCAUUCCCCCCAGAAAUGUCUGGGAACUUGCAGGUGCCUUGGUGGAAGAGUGGGGUAACAUCUCAAAGCAAGAACUGGCAAAUCUGGUGCAGUCCAUGAGGAGGAGAUGAACUGCAGUACUUAAUGCAGCUGGUGGCCACACCAGAUACUGACUGUUACUUUUGAUUUUGACCCCCCCCCCCUUUGUUCAGGGACACAUUAUUCGAUUUAUGUUAGUCACAUGUCUGUGGAACUUGUUCAGUUUAUGUCUCAGUUGUUGAAUCUUGUUCUGUUCAUACAAAUAUUUACACAUGUUAAGUUUCCUGAAAAUAAAUGCAGUUGACAGUGAGAGGACGUUUCUUUUUUUGCUGAGUUUAUUUCCAUGAGACAGAGAGCAAUCAUUUGAGCGCCACCGCUGAUGUGCUCGCCUGUACCAACCAAGUUAUCAUGACAUGACAGAACUUGCUAAUCAGUUAGCUAUUCCCCAAGUUUUACAGCAUCAAACAUCGACAACACCAAACAUAUAUCUGCUGUUUACUUAUUUCACUCACCUUGACAUCAUUGCUUUCAAAGUGCAAGGACUUGUGCGAAUCCGUACCAUAUCUGUAUCACCAACCAACAUAGAUAAAGCCUCUUUCACAGUGAAAAGUAAAAUGUCAGCAUACCCUAUUUCCGCCAACAGCAAAUACGACAACAGAUUGUUAGCAAGUACAUUUUGCGAUAUUCACUGUUAAUGAACAUAAACAGAUUUAGUAUCUCAUGUCUUCCACGCAUAGCCUACAAGCCACUGAUGCAGUCCUUUGGAGCAUGUACAUUUAAAAAAGUCUAAAUCCAUGUAAUAUAGCCUAUACCAUCACAAUAAAUCCAUUGUUUAUUUUAGACAGGUCUAAAGAAACAUGAUAUGAAGAAAAUGUAGUCUAUUUCUGUCACGAUCGUUAGUUAGAGAGGACCAAGGCGCAGCGUGUUGAGCGAACAUACUUUAAUUGUAAAGUGCACACACGAAUACAAAACAAUAAACGAUACGUAACGUCCUCAGACAAAUGACUGACAAGGAACAAAAACCCACAACCCCAAGGUGAAAACAGACAGUAUAAAUAUGGCUCCCAAUCAGAGACAACGAGCCAACAGCUGACACUCGUUACCUCUGAUUGGGAGUCACUCCUUCAAACAAAGAAAUACAACCCAACAGAAAUACCAACAUAGAAAUACACCCAAUGAAUGAACACACCCUGGCUCAACAUACAGAGUCCCAGAGCCAGAGCGUGACAGUACCCCCCCCUAAAGGCGCGGACUGCGACCGCGCCUCAAUACGGGCUAAACAAGGGAGGGCUGGGCGGGCAUACCUCCUCGGCGGUGGCUCUGGCUCCGGCCUUGAUCCCCACCUCCUCUCCAACCCCCCAAAGUACCCCUGGUCCUGUCUAGCCCCGCUGGCCGGAGCCGGACUGACGACACGCGCCCCUGGCUUGGUGCGUGGAGGACGAACGGGCCUUACCAGGCUGACGACGCGCACCACUGCCUUGGCGCGGGGAGCAGGAAUGGGCCGGACCGGGCUGACGAAGCGCACCCCUGACUUGGUGCGGAGAGCGGGACCGGGCCGGACAGUGCUGACGAUUCGCACCCUUGGCUUGGUGCGAGUAGCAGGAACGGGCUGGACCAGGCCGACGACUCGUACCCCUGGCUUGGUGCGAGUAGCAGGAACGGGCUGGGCCAGGCUGACGACUCGCACCCUUGGCUUGGUGCGAGUAGCAGGGACGAGCUGAACCAGGCUGACGACUCGCACCCUUGGCUUGGUGCGAGUAGCAGGAACGGGCUGGACCAGGCCGACGACUCGUACCCCUGGCUUGGUGCGAGUAGCAGGAACGGGCUGGGCCAGGCUGACGACUCGCACCCUUGGCUUGGUGCGAGUAGCAGGAACAGGCCGGGCUGGGCUGGCGACGCACACCGUAGGCUUUGUGCGUUGAGCAGGAACAGGCCGGGCUGGGCUGGCGACGCACACCGUAGGUUUUGUGCGUGGAGCAGGAACAGGCCGGGCUGGGCUGGCGACGCACACCGUAGGUUUUGUGCGUUGAGCAGGAACAGGCCGGGCUGGGCUGGCGACGCACACCGUAGGUUUUGUGCGUGGAGCAGGAACAGGCCGGGCUGGACUGGCGACGCACACCGUAGGCUUUGUGCGUUGAGCAGGAACAGGCCGGGCUGGGCUGGCGACGCACACCGUAGGUUUUGUGCGUGGAGCAGGAACAGGCCGGGCUGGGCUGGCGACGCACACCCUAGGCUUGGUGCGAGUGGCAGGAACAGGCCGGGCCGGGCUGGCGACGCGCACCGUAGGUUUGGUGCGAGGAGCAGGAACAGGCUGGACCGGGCUGGCGACGCGCACCGUACACUUGGUGCGAGGGGCUGGAACAGGCCGGACCGUACUGGGGACACACACCACUGGCUCUACCUCGGGAUCUGGAACGGGCCGGACCGGACUGGUAACACACCCCAGUACCUCUCGCCGUGCCUCUACACCUUCCCUCCCUGCUUUGACCAGUGGCCCCCGUAACCUGGUGGCCUUCUGAAUCCGCCCCUUUUCUGCCUCCGUCAGCCCCGUCGUCCAUGCCGUGUGCCCCCCCCUAAAAUUUUUUUGGGGUUGCCUCUCGACCGUCCAACGCUGACACUGCUUACGCCGUUGCUCCUCUCUCCGUCGCCUCUCAAUUGUCUCACUCCAUGGCCGGCGAUCCAUCCCGGCCAGGAUCUCCUCCCAGGUCCAGGACCCCUGCCCGUCCAAAAUCUGUUCCCACGUCCAGGCUGCCGAUUCCUGGACACGCUGCUUGGUCCUGGUAUGGUGGGUUUUUCUGUCACGAUCGUUAGUUAGAGAGGACCAAGGCGCAGCGUGUUGAGCGAACAUACUUUAAUUGUAAAUGCAACACACGAAUACAAAACAAUAACGAUACGUAACGUCCUCAGACAAAUGACUGACAAGGAACAAAAACCCACAACCCCAGGUGAAAACAGACAGUAUAAAUAUGGCUCCCAAUCAGAGACAACGAGCCAACAGCUGACACUCGUUACCUCUGAUUGGAGUCACUCCUUCAAACAAAGAAAUACAACCCAACAGAAAUACCAACAUAGAAAUACACCCAAUGAAUGAACACACCCUGGCUCAACAUACAGAGUCCCAGAGCCAGAGCGUGACAAUUUCAGAAGAACAGAAUAGCAUACUCUGCGUUGUCCUUAUGUUAGGCCCUGAUCUGCCAUAUGGCUGUGGGCUACACUAGUUUAUUUAGCAGACGAGAUUUGUUUAGCAUUCCAUAGCAUUAUUUUAUAUUUUUAUAGUAUGAAGAAUACAAUACAACAUAUCUGAAUAAAAUAUAAAGGAUAUUUUCUCCAAACGAUUUGCGGCUAUUCUGUGUUGAGCGGUUAGCAAAGAAACAGGUACUCCUAUAUGCUUAAUUUAGAGUUAUUUAUGUAACUUUAGUUGUGAUACAAAUGUUGGGCUAUAUGUUUUGAUUUUUAAUACAUUCUAAGUCUGCAUGAUGCGACUCUAAUGAUGAUUUGAAAAAAGUUGCAUGAAAGGCAUGAGCUUAGUUUUUGCGCAGGCUGUACACACUUCAUCAGUCUCUCAUUCACAAUUUGACAAGCACUUGAUAAUGCCUCAAAUUUCCCGGCUGCAUCCCCUUUGUGUGGCCAAAAUCCUCCUAAAAAAAUCCAUGCCUUUUGUGGCCAGUGGGCUGAAUAUAAUAAUUAUAAUUCCCUUCUCCCCGCUGCGUGAUCGGGUCUUUCUCAAAGGCUACAAGUAAAGAAAGACACAUCGGGGACGCAACUGCGUGCAUCCUUAUCCGAUUCAACUGCGUGCGAUUGGUCCGAUUCAAUUCGAGGCGCAUAUUGAAGAUAUUUGAAGAACUGUCCACAUUUACUUUUCGUCAGCCAACAAGAUGAGUAGGCCUAACGAACAGCAAAAGCACUAGCCUAUGUCAAUCUACUAUCCCCCAUAGUACAAAAGUUGACUUAUUCUAUUCUGUGCGAGAAAUAAAUAUUCCAAACAUAGUCCGGGACAGUUGUGGGAUGCGAUAGAUCCCUAAUACAACCAAUAGCAUAAAAAAACCUGUUUUAAGCAAUGAGCUUGACGCAACAGAUGAGAACGUUUAGCUUAAAAUGUUGAUAAACUAUUAGGCUAUUUCUUCACAUUAUAAGCGCAGCAAUGUGCACACGGCAGUAGGCUAUAAGCACGGAUGUUCCAUUAGCAGGAAAACACCAUUCUCAAAAGUGACCACAAAUGUGAUUAUGCAUGUAAUACUUUUAUUAUAAAGGUGCAUUUUUAUGGUGAAAAUUAUCUUCCCCAAACGUGAAACUCACGCGCUGCGUAUGUAUGCCAGUUAGGCUCUACACCCGUUGUAAAGCGGAUUAAUGUGCUUCAUUUUAAGAAGUUAUUUGGCCACUUUAGUUGUGAUACAAACUUGAUCAAAACAUAAUAAUAAUUAAUAUGCCAUUUAGCAGACGCUUUUAUCCAAAGCGACUUACAGUCAUGCGUGCAUACAUUUUUGUGUAUGGGUGGUCCCGGGGUAUAGGCGUAUGGGCUAGGCUACAUGAGGUGUGCGACUAUGAUUUGAAAUUUGAGAAAUUUGAUUUGAUUUAGAAUGGACCAUUAUAAUGCACUUGUCUCGAAACAGGGACAGCGGGAAAACAAUACAUGUCAUCUAUGCACUUAAAUAGCGAAUGGAGGACGCUUUUCUCGUGGUUCAUUUUCAUGCCAGCCAGGUAGGCUAUACUCCUGUUGUAAAGAGACACAAUAUGCUUAAUAUUAAGAAGGUUGAGAAAUAAAUAUAGUAGGCCUAGCCUAUAGAAAGCUGAUGGCAUCCUCCUCUUUUUAAUAGAGGCCAUCACUCUGUUUUCUCACGCAAUUGCAUAGUCUAUAGAAAUGUUGCGCAACAUGAACUCAUGGGCUUUCAUGAAGUGUUUGAUUUGACAUUUGCAUUGAUGUCAGAGUGAUUUGAGUGAAAAUAGAGUGCUGAGUACCAGGCAGUUAACAAGUUUGGUAGGCUACUAAUGACCAUCAGCAACAUCAGAGCUUGGAGAAGCCUAAUUACCCUGACUAAACAGUCACAUGGAAUUUGACAGCCAUCAUGACUCGUGACCGCCGGUGUGGCGGUAAUACGGUCACCUUAACAGCCCUAAUCAUAGGUUUGAAUAUCACUAAUGCCGUGCCACAAUAAAAAACAAAUGUGUUUGCAUGAUUAAUGCCUAAGCAAAUGAAUUUCUAUGUGUUCAAUCUGUGCUUGGAGUUCAAAACAGUUAACCCAAACUAAGCUAGCAGAGGUAUUAAAAGAUUCAGUGAAAGUUUUAAGAAAGCCUCCAAAUAACCUAUAAUUUCCCUUCUCAGAAUGCUUAAAAAACGUUCCGUCUUACUGGUCAGGAAACUUAUGGCUUCGUUCCCAGAACCAAUGGGAAAUCAAAAACGUACGUUCCCACAACUUCCAAGGAACCAAAUGUGCUAGCUGGGGAGCUGUGUGUUUGUUGUUCCUUGUCAAGAUCACAUGGAGAUGGCUAAAGCAAACAGAGAAGUUUGGCUGCGAGCAUAUUGGGCGCUUUAAUAAUUGAUCGGUGAGGCACAUUCACAGUGCCAGACCUUUCUCUGAUCCCUGCACAGCUUGCUACCCAAUAUACAUGUUGUUUCUAAAGAUAUGCUACUGUAAAAAUCAAUAUACACUGCUGUUAUGCUACUGUUAGCCUGAACCGUACCCUGCCAUUUCAAUAAUACAAUCUUUCUCAUAAACACGGUCGGCAGAGCCAAACUACAGAGCCCCAUCUCUUGAAACUCUCUACUUGGACUCUACCAACAGCAGCACUGUCGGUCUGUCUGUCCUCCUCCUGCUGUCAGAGUGAUUGCUGAGAGGAAUCAGCCCAAGAUGAGGUGGCCUCUGCUGCUGUGAGAGAGAGAGAUGUCCUGGUCACUGCUGCCCCAGACCCAGCUCUAUGGCUGGCAGAUUGCCGGCUACGGAUCGGCUAA
Messenger RNA from Coregonus sp. 'balchen', 31389 nucleotides. The record is from the annotation of a GenBank genome assembly. NCBI's taxonomy places the organism in Eukaryota, Metazoa, Chordata, Actinopteri, Salmoniformes, Salmonidae.